UUUAUUAAGAAAACAUCGAACGUAAAAAAUGGCAGCACCAGAAGCGAUACAAGUCAGUUCACUUCCUCUGCCACCGGUUCAAUAUAUUAAUUUAUACACAGACGAAAAUGUUCGCCGAGGCAGAGCACCACGACCACCACCGCCGAUACACGAUACUUAUUCGAUGUUCGGAAAUGUAUUUAACGCGGACGAUACAAUUAUUAGACCUCUCGAAGCACAAGGGAUCAAAAGGUUAUAUCCUCAGCAUUUCGAUCGACGACGGGAGUUGAAAAAAUUGAAUCAUUCAUUGCUUGUUAACUUCUUGGAUUUGAUAGAUUUGCUUGUACAAUGUCCUGACAGUCCAAGACGUGCAGAAAAGGUGGAAGAUCUCAGUCUCUUAUUUAUCCACAUUCAUCACUUGCUAAAUGAAUUUAGACCACAUCAAGCCAGAGAAACACUAAGAGUAAUGAUGGAAUUACAGCGUAGACAACGUAUUGAAACAGCACUUAGAUUUCAAAAACAUUUAGAAAAAGUUCAAGAAAUUCUACAACAUGCACUGCAAAUGUUACCCGAUACUUCGGAACUGGAUUCUAAAUUAGCAAUAAAUACAGAUGCUAUGGAGUCUGUUGAUAAUUUAGGUUCUGAACAACAAAUUCCUGAUCCCUGUAGCCCAAGUGAUCGCAUUAUGUGCAAAACAAUAGAUGAUAUGAUUGCAACAAAUGGACUAUAUUAAAUAAAUUUUUUUUUAAUAGGACAUUGUAAAAACUAUUGUAAUUAUAACUGUACAAUACAUUCUAAUGAUAAUGAUUCUACAAAUGUAGUUUAUUUAUUAAAUAACAGAAAAUAA
This is a messenger RNA of Frieseomelitta varia, 826 nucleotides long. RefSeq names its product mediator of RNA polymerase II transcription subunit 7 (gene MED7). NCBI's taxonomy places the organism in Eukaryota, Metazoa, Arthropoda, Insecta, Hymenoptera, Apidae. Gene Ontology annotation, molecular function: transcription coregulator activity. Gene Ontology annotation, cellular component: mediator complex; core mediator complex. The coding region runs from base 29 to 712 and encodes 227 amino acids. The transcript is spliced from 3 exons. The record is from RefSeq and is a predicted model, not a curated record. Gene Ontology annotation, biological process: regulation of transcription by RNA polymerase II.